Messenger RNA from Capronia coronata CBS 617.96, 3576 nucleotides. RefSeq lists its product as uncharacterized. The transcript has 3 exons. NCBI's taxonomy places the organism in Eukaryota, Fungi, Ascomycota, Eurotiomycetes, Chaetothyriales, Herpotrichiellaceae. The record is from RefSeq and is a predicted model, not a curated record. Bases 1 to 3576 code for a protein of 1191 amino acids.
AUGCCGUCCAAGAAAAAGGCCAAUACGCAGGUCAACGCCGCGAAGCCUCAACCAUUACACGACUCUCCGAAAAGUGCGCCUGUUCCUCCGCAGCCACAACCCCAAAACGACUCCCUUCCAAUAUCAAGCUCGGCUGUAAAUGGAGAAAUUUCAGCAACAAAGCAGGACUCGGAUUCGAAGACCGGUGACACAACAGAGUCUGCUGGAGAGCCUGCAUCCACUCCUGCAGUAAAUCGAAAAAAACAGAAGAGACGGGAGAAAGAGGCUGCAAGACGAGCUCCGGAGCAGAAAUCGCCAAAUGGGACUGACCACCCCGACUCAAAGCAGAACGGCCAGCUACCUCCCGUAAAGCAGGGUCGCGGACCGGUUAAGGGGUAUUUUACUGAAGAGGCGGAUUAUGCUGAUCCCGCGCACCAGUCUUAUCCAGACCUUGGAAGCCCCGAAGAAGCCUUCUACAGUGGCGAUGAAGACCCAACAUAUGGUGAGGAGGCAGACGCGGUUCCGGAUAGCUCAUGGCUCAGUACAAGCAAGCGGAAGAAGGCGAUGAAUACCAAGAACCACGUUGCCGACUCCGACCUGUCGAGGGCUUCGACCAUGCUCUCGAGAUCCCAUAUCCCACCCUUGUCGAAUGCGGCCAUACGAGCCUCGCACAAACUGUCCAGCGAACAGAUUUGGAACACUUCCACGCAAGCGGAGCGAGAAAACAUCAAGCAAUUCUGGCUGGAACUGGGGGAAGAGGAGCGAAGGUCUCUGGUCAAGGUGGAGAAGGAGGCGGUCCUGCGCAAGAUGAAGGAGCAGCAAAAGCACUCAUGCAGCUGUUCAGUAUGUGGUCGAAAGCGGACAGCGAUUGAGGAAGAACUUGAGGUUCUGUAUGACGCCUACUACGAAGAACUGGAACAGUUCGCCAACCAUAAUACGGACCUUUCCAACGUCCCGCAAAUGAUGGCGCCUCCGCGGCCGCCGUACAAACACGUCGCACACACUAUGGCAGGCUCAUAUCCUUCCCGAGGUCGUGUACACGAGAUCGACGAGGACGAUGAAGAUCUCGAUGAUGAUGAAGAGUACGAUGAGGAAGACGAGGAAGCAUACAGUGAAGAUGAGGAAGAGCUUGAGAGCCACGGCCUUCCACCGGGCCCCCCCGACUUCUUCCAAUUCGGCAAUAGCUUAACAGUCAAAGAUGGCAUACUCACAGUCGCCGACGACCUGCUGAAGAAUGACGGGAAGCAUUUCAUUGAUAUGAUGGAACAACUGGCGGAGAGACGCAUGCAACGUGAGGAAGAAAUUCGUUACCCUUCUUCUUCAUUAGCUCAUCGUGGUAUCCAUGAAGGUCACAAUCAUCCUCCGAUAGACGACGAUGAUGAUUAUGACGACGAGGAGGACGAUGAUGACUAUGACAGUCAGGAAGAAGAUGACUACGAGGGCGACGAAAUGGAUUCCAUGACCGAAGAACAACGGAUGGAAGAAGGCCGCCGGAUGUUCCAGAUCUUUGCUGCUCGAAUGUUUGAACAGCGUGUCUUGACAGCUUAUCGGGAGAAGGUAGCGGAAGAACGCCAGAAGAAGUUACUUGAAGAGCUCGAUGAAGAAAGCCGUCUUGAUACGCAGCGCGAAGCCAAGAAGGCCAAGGAAGCCGCCAAGCGAAAGGAGAAGAAGCGUCUACAGAAACUUGCCAAAGAUGAGGAGAAGGCUAGAAAAGAGGCCGAGAAAGCGGCUCAAGAAGCAGCGGCAAGAGCGGCGGAAGAGAAGAAGCUAGAAGAGCAGCGCCAACGAAGAGAAGAGCAGCGGAAGAAGCGUGAGGCUGAAAAGAAAGCUGCCGAAGAGGAACGCCUGCGCAAGGAAGCCGAGAAGCAGCGAAAACAGCAGGAACAGCGCGAACGGCAGGCCGAAGUAGAACGCAAACAGCGCGAGGCAAAGGAGCGAGAACGGCAAAAACGCGAAGAGGCGAAGAAGAAGGAGCGCGAAGAACGAGAAGCGAAGGAGAAAGAGGCGAAGGAGCGAAAAGCCAAAGAGGACAGGGAGAAGAAGGCCAAAGAAGAGCAGGUCACAAAGGAGAAAGAAGCAGCUGUGAAAGCGGACAAGGAGCCCAAGGAUCGCAUCGGUCUACCCACCGCCACGAAGCCGCAACCUGUGGCUCUGCCGCCGGGCCUUCAUCCUCCGUCUCGAGGUUCAAGUAUACAGUCGCCUCACCUGCAAGUCGCUACUCCGAUCGUGCCUCCGAAAGUCCCUACCCCAGCUCGCAGCCAACAAUCAUCGCAGCCAGGGCAGCAGUCACAUGCAUCGUCUCCAAGAUCUCAGAAGGCCAGCACUGAUAUAUCGCGAAGCUCUGCGUCUCCUGCGACUGUGGCCAUACCACAGACUCCCGGCCCUGGGCAUCCGGCCAAGACGCAAGGCCAACCUCCUGUUCUUCACCAUCCACAGCCGUCCGCUCCGAGAUCUCCGCUGAGCAACCAUGGGCGUGGUCAAUAUCCGUUCAACGUGAAUGGACUGCCAGGGCUAGGUGUCAAUGGUCCGCCCAUAGGUGGUCAGGGCAUGGUACCGAACAUGAUGCCUCCGAUGCCAAUGUACCAAGGUCCCCCAAUGGGUAGUGGUCAGCCACGGUUCGUACCGAAUGGGAUGCAAUACCCGCCAGGUUUUCCGAGAGCAUUCCAACCCGGUCAGCAAAUGCCGUUUGUCCCGCAAUCUCAGAAUCAAGCGCCACCGCCUCCUAUGGCCAAUCCGCCACCGGUCUCGAAACCGCCACUACAUUCCAGACAAGCAUCUCACGACAGCGGCGCGCAACCAGCUCCGAUUGCCCGACCAGGACCAAUUGCUAGACCAUCCAGCACGACACCAGACAAACAGAAGCCCAUAAAGCCGAGGGAGUCUGAGGUUGAACAGCUAACAGCCCAGCUUGGUAGCAAGGCACUGUUGGACGACUCGGACGAACCUUUCCUGGAAACCUCUGAUCCUCGAAUGAUUCUUCCUCCCUUGGGUCCUCCGGGCUCUACACGCAUGUCAUUUGCGAGUAGUUUCACCGAGCCAAAGCAGGAGUCAUUCGGGUUGGGGAGCCCCGGCUGGGGUAGUUUCAAUCCUGGCCUCAACGCUGCACCAGGCUGGGCGCCCCCUGCACCACACCGGGUGAGUAACGGUUGGUCGCAGCCUCCAUUUGGCGCCAAUGGCCUUCCUGUUGCGAGAUCACAUCUUCCUCGACCGGUAGCUGUGCGGAUCAUGCUCGUUCAGGCCUGUCGCCAUUUGUCGCAGGUCCCCGGGGCCAGCGCCGACGGUUAUCACCCUGUCCAGGCCGUUCUUCGGCAACUCGAAGCCCUGAAAGCACCCGGAGAACCUCCUGUUUCCAUGGACGAGAUGCUGGGGAUCUGUGAUACCGAGGGCAACUCCCAGAACGGCGGAGGCUCGUUUGAGGUGAUCAUUGACAAAGCACGAGGGCAGGUGAUCAAAUUCGUCGAGGACACUCCAGGUCAACCAAGAGGCAGUGUGGGCGAAAUUGGCAGUCCCGUUCUCGGACACAGCCAGCAUGUCCAGACCAGUCCCUUCGGUGGCAUUGGCCCUAACAGCUUCGGCCCACCGGGCAGGAGUUUCUAG